Messenger RNA from Gastrolobium bilobum, 1460 nucleotides. Its product is annotated as U-box domain-containing protein 3-like. NCBI's taxonomy places the organism in Eukaryota, Viridiplantae, Streptophyta, Magnoliopsida, Fabales, Fabaceae. The transcript has 2 exons. Gene Ontology annotation, cellular component: nucleus; cytoplasm. Gene Ontology annotation, molecular function: protein binding. Bases 96 to 1235 code for a protein of 379 amino acids. The record is from RefSeq and is a predicted model, not a curated record.
CUUAUAACUGUUGCUUAAAGCCUCUCCCAAACCAACUUCAUUCUUAAAUCUCUUUUUUUUUUUUUCUUAUUUCUCUUUCUUUCCCUACCCCACCAAUGGAAAGUUCUCCUCCUCCUCCGUCGUCGGAGGGGCAUGGCACUGAUGCAGAGGCAGCGCCGCCGGUGGCCGUAGGGAGAGCCCUGGAGCUGCUCCAGAUGAACGACCCUGAUUUGAGGGUCCAAGCCGCUCGGGACAUCCGCCGCCUCACCAAAACCUCCCGCCGUUGCCGCCGCCACCUCCGUCAAGCUAUCGCUCCACUCGUCUCCAUGCUCCGAGUCGACUCGCCCGAGUCACAUGAACCCGCCCUUCUCGCCUUGCUUAACCUUGCCGUCCAAGACGAAAAGAAUAAAAUUAACAUUGUUGAAGCCGGUGCAUUAGAACCGAUAGUUAGUUUCCUCAAUUCUCAAAAUCCGAAUCUACAAGAGUAUGCAACUGCAUCUUUGCUCACUUUAUCUGCUGCUACAACCAACAGACCAAUAAUUAGUGCUUGUGGAGCCAUUCCUCUUCUUGUGAAGAUUCUUAGAGAUGGAAGCCAACAAGCUAAAGCUGAUGCGGUAAUGGCUCUGUCCAAUUUAUCAACACACCUUGAUAAUCUCAGCAUCAUUCUCGAAACAAAUCCAAUCCCUUUUAUAGUUAAUGUUCUUAAAACCUGUAAAAAAUCCUCAAAAGUAGCUGAAAAAUGCUCUGCUUUGAUGGAAUCCUUGGUGGGUUAUGACGAGGGAAGAACUGCAUUGACAUGUGAAGAAGGUGGGGUUCUUGCAGUUGUGGAAGUUCUUGAAAAUGGGAAUCUCCAAAGUAGGGAACAUGCUGUUGGAGCACUGUUGACAAUGUGCCAAAGUGAUAGAUGUAAAUAUAGGGAACCAAUUCUUAGAGAAGGUGUUAUUCCAGGACUUCUUGAGCUUACUGUUCAAGGAACGCCCAAGUCUCAGCCAAAGGCACAUACCCUUUUGCAGUUACUAAGAGAGUCUCCUCAUUCAAGACCUGAAAUUGAACCUGACACUCUCGAGAACAUAGUAUGCAACAUCAUAUCCCAGAUUGAUGGGGAUGAUCAACCUGAUAAAGCAAAGAAGAUGCUAGCUGAGAUGGUCCAAGUCAGCAUGGAACAGAGUUUGAAACAUUUACAACAAAGAGCUCUUGUAUGCACCCCAAGUGAUCUGGCUAUUACUAGUUGUGCUUCUCAACUUUCUUCAAAAUGAUAAAUUUUCUAUGGUGAGAAAGGAAGAAAACAAAAAAUUGAAAAUAGUACAUAAUAAAAGAUGCUAGUCCAGGCCAUAUUGGAGGGUAUCAAGUGACUGGUAAUUGUCAACAAACUGAAGUUGUAAGAGGAUAAGAGCAUGAUUUGUAGUUGGUUUGUAAAGAAACUGUUGUAUAUAAUGAUAUACAAGUAGUUGCCUAGUUGGUUUGUACAAUUCUUCCCCCUC